AUGGAAUCUUUUAUUCGUUUCACGGCCCUGUUUGCCACGGUUUUCGGGUUGUUUUUAACUGUUCAGACGAGGUCGUUGACUUUCGGCAGUCAGGUUCAAAAGUUCCUUUUUUUAUGUUAGUAUUCAUUUUUUACAGGUCAUCGAACUACUUGAACCGCGAGAACGAAAAAAUGCCGCAAAAAACGAAGUAAGUUUUUCAAUGAUCCCCAUCAAGUUUUAAUUCAGUAAUUGCACACUUGAAGCGUUUUCAAAAUCUCGCUCCUCGUAUUUCUUACCAGAGUUUGAAAAGUGGAAUGUGGAUAUCCAAACAAAUUACUUGAUUUUUCGAAUGUACCAAUUCCCACUAGUUUAUGAUGUAAACUCACAGCGUGUAUUGUGAAUUAGAAUGGUUUCUUUGAAUCGAUCCCGCAUCUUAGCUCAGAAACUGCCGCCAUCUGUCAUAAUGGCAAAUUUAAAAUUUCUCAAAGUUGAAAAAUCUAUCUCAUUUAGGCUUUUUGCUGGUUUUUAAGAUAAAACUUAUCCCUAUGAAUACGGUAAUGACUUUUAUAUUUAAAUUUUUGACCAAAGUGAAGAGUUUGAAGAUCAAAUUUUAUUAUAUGACUCUUCCUUUUUAAAGUAGAUAAGAAUCCUCUCAAUUCCGUACGGAAUUUUUUUCAUUCAUUCCGUUUCAUUUUCGGAUCAGCGUUUUGAAAUCAACGCUAAAGAGCACCCAAUUGAAAAUUAUAGCCAUCUGUGGAUCAGAAGUCUCUGUUAGCUCAAAAACCUUUCCCUGCUCAAGUUUUGAGUACAUAUUUUCUUAUUUGCGCCUGCUGCUUUAAAAAAAGCACGGGAAAUGUACAAAAGAUGACAUUUCGGUUUCAGCUGCUGAUUAUUGAAUUGCGGCUAACAGCAGCUGAAAAUGAAAAAAAGUAUAAAAAAAUUCCUUUCAAGAUAUUUUUUUGAGUUCACUUUUUGGAAAACUUGAUGACGAAUCUGCAAAACUUUAACUUCUCAGUGAAAUUUUUGAGAAAGGUGUUGAAAAGACGAUAUGCAGAAGACUAUGCUUUUGGAAAUUCAAGAUGGGCUUUUUUAGGAUUGCGCUUAUGAUGAGAACUUGCCGAUACACACCGUCAUGGAAAACAUUUGCGCGGUUUGCCACGAACAUCACAGCCACGAACUUGCUAAUCUUCGAUCUGAUUGCAGGUUUUUCCUUUUUCCCAGUAAAAUGAUCAGACAUUGUUCAAAACUUCCAUGAUGAACCAUAAUUUCCAGGGCUGAUUGCUUCGACAACAGCAUCUUCCGAGAUUGUCUCAAAUUUGUGUCGAGAAAAGAUCCGAUAGAAGAUGGAGAGCCUGAAAAAGUGAAACUUUCCCGCUUCCGAAAAUCAUUUUUCAAUUCAUAA
Molecule: messenger RNA, 1381 nt
Organism: Caenorhabditis auriculariae
Lineage: Eukaryota; Metazoa; Nematoda; Chromadorea; Rhabditida; Rhabditidae
Source: the annotation of a GenBank genome assembly